Messenger RNA from Nyctereutes procyonoides (raccoon dog), 1967 nucleotides. RefSeq names its product interleukin 18 binding protein (gene IL18BP). Gene Ontology annotation, molecular function: interleukin-18 binding. The record is from RefSeq and is a predicted model, not a curated record. NCBI's taxonomy places the organism in Eukaryota, Metazoa, Chordata, Mammalia, Carnivora, Canidae. Gene Ontology annotation, biological process: T-helper 1 type immune response.
CCAGGCUCCUGUCCUGUGGCAGAAGGGCACUGGAGCAUCACUGGGUGACUCUCUCCUCACCGCCUGAGGUCAGUGCCCUUCUACGGCACCCCUUCUCAUGGGCCACUCAACUUCAGCUUCUCAUAUCCAGCUAUGGCUUCUCAUGGUCCCCCACUGCUUAUACCAGUGGGCCUAUGCUCAGAGAAUGGAAUGAGGACCAGUUGUAGGGUCCAGGAUCAUCCUUUCACUCUUGUCCCCCAAUCCCUACACAUCAGACUCACAUGAAAAGCCAAGACCCAGCUGUCCAAGGCUCUCUUUUCAUGCUUCAGCAAGCCUGAGUCCCAUGACCUCCCAGCAGCCCAACUCUUAUCUUGGUUCCACUCUGAGGUAGAGUCCUGUCUCCUCUCCCUCCCAUCUCCUAAUCCCAUUUCCCAAAAGACUGUGUCUCAGAAGCCCCAAGCAGCCUUACCUCCUGACCCAAGAGCUGGAGAUACUGGCACUCCCGUGGGGGAGCUUCAUGAUUCAUCCUCCAAACCUAGUUCCAUCUUCCUGGCUCCUCCCUGGAGGAGAUGGGAGAUGGCUCCCCAUCUCCUCCCUGGCUCCCUGGCUUUGUCCCCAGCAAUUCCAUCCCUGUGAUUCCAGAGACCACAGACCUCGGACACUUGGUCUUGUUCUUCAUGUUUGAUCGGUGUGUGGACUGGGUCACCAGUGCUGGUCUUUCUGCCUCCAUAGACACUGGCACGACCCUGAUAGUGAGUGCAUGCCUCUUCUGGCUUUGCAUCCCAGGUGCCUUACUACCUUCCCCUAGUGCUGGCCCUGCUGCAGCCCCAGCUCCAUUUGUCCCAUCAUCUACCAGACUGGUGCAUUUGUAUAGCUCUGUUGCUGCCGGUGCCAGUUCUAGGCUGCUUGCUCCCUCUCCUCCCUGGGAAGUGCCCUCUCCUCUUUUAGGGCCAGUGCUCCAGCUGGUGUUCAAGUCCUCAGCCUGGUUCUGAGACGUUUCUGCACACAAGGCCGGAGGGUGCUGUCAGCAUAGUUCCUGAGGCAUGGCUUACGCGGGGCCGAACACAGCCGGACUGAGUGGAGCUUCAAGAAUGGGGAUUCUGAAAAAGAGGGCUCCUCAGGGCUUCUCGAGAGCCAGCUCGAGAGAGGAGGAAGUGGUCACAGAUAAAUAGAGCCAGGCACACCAGCUCUUGACACAUCCGUCAAGACCAUGAAACAGAACUGGACACCAGAUCCCAGCCCUUUGCGGGUCCUGCUUUUGUGUGUGCACAUGUUCUGUCACCUGGCUGGAGCCACACCUGUACCUCAGGCCACUGCCGCUGCCUCAGCUGGGAUCACAAAGGACUCCUGCCCCUCCUGGCUCCUGACAGCUAAGCAGUGCCCAGCACUGGAGGUGACCGGGCCAGAAGUGGAAGUCCCACUGAAUGGAAUGCUGACCUUGUCCUGUACUGCCUGCAGCCGCUACCCCUUCAGCAUCCUCUUCUGGAUGGGCAAUGGCUCCUUCAUCGAGCACCUCCCAGGUCGGCUGAGGGAGGGCAGCACCAGCAGGGAGUCCAGGGGUGAACACACCCAGCUGCGGAGGACUCUGGUGCUAGAGGAGCUGAGCCCCACCCUGCGCAACACCGACUUCUCUUGUGUCUUUGCUGAUCCCGCGCACACUGCCCAGGAGCAUGUUGUCCUGGCCCAGCUCUGGGCUGGGCUGGAGACUGUGGCACGUUCUACCCAAGAAGCCCCUCCAGCCCCCUCCCGCCUCAUCACGACGGAGAAAUUCUGAAGCCUAAUUGAGUCGUCACAUCGUCACUGAGGUCUCCAUGCUCUCAUAGCUCAGGCCUCCUCCGGCAUUGCCUUCAUGUUGUAUUCUUCCUUUUUCCUUCUAAUGCACUGUCCCCACUAAGGGACAGGGGUGAACGCUGUGUCUGGUCCCCAGCUGUGUCUCUGUCACACCCAGCAGGGCCCACAGGGACAUGCAUAAAUGGUUUGUCAAUGAA